This is a messenger RNA of Lottia gigantea (owl limpet), 1161 nucleotides long. RefSeq lists its product as hypothetical. Gene Ontology annotation, molecular function: neuropeptide Y receptor activity. The record is from RefSeq and is a predicted model, not a curated record. Gene Ontology annotation, biological process: G protein-coupled receptor signaling pathway. The transcript has a single exon. Lineage: Eukaryota; Metazoa; Mollusca; Gastropoda; Lottiidae. Gene Ontology annotation, cellular component: membrane. The coding region runs from base 1 to 1161 and encodes 386 amino acids.
AUGGGAUUCUCAUACGAAUCUGAUGUCCGAUUGAACAAUUCGUAUUUCAUCGUAAAAGAUGGUUUGGAGAAUCGAAGUUACUUUACCUAUUACUCCGAGUUCAACCGAAAGUAUGGGUUCACUCCAUAUGUUGAAGCAACAGUACUCAUCUUAAUAUCUAUAUUUUCAACAAUGGCAAACCUGACGAUAUUUUUUCUAUUGACGUGCAAUAAAAGCUUAAGAACUGUUACUAACGUUUUUAUCGGUAGCUUAGCCAUGUCCGAUUUAUUGUUCACGUUAUCCGGACCCGUCAUUGCAGCGUGCCGCAUCACCGAAUCUUGGACAUUUGGGCACUUUGCCUGUGAUUUUAUUGUGUAUAUGCAGUUCGUUUGUGGUUCUGUCAGUAUUUGGACUAUGACAAUGAUCAGUGUGGAACGUUACUUCUGUAUCGUCCGUGGUUCUAAUUCAACCAUCACCCCGCGAGUGGCUGUAAUCGCUGUGGUAGUAAUGUGGAUCGUAGCUUUGAUUUCUUACAGCUCUGUUAUAGCUAGCUUCACUGUGUUAUCCCUUCCGUUUGGGAAUACGACGGUUACGAUAUGUACUCUCAUGUGGCCAUGGAAUUCAGUGCAAAUGUCUCGCAUUUUCACAAUUUUCGUGUUUAUUUUUACCUUUUUAGUGCCGCUCAUUGUGUUAACUCAUAAUUACGCUACCAUCUUUCUCAAAUUCAGAAAAGUCCGAAUGAUUGUAAAUCAAUCCAGGAUUCAGAACUCCAAUUUAUCUGAGGCCUCAGAAAAUAUCCAGAGGACACGAAACGCAAGGGAUAUGAAAGUUGUUAAAACUGUUUUCAGUUUGGUUAUAAUAUUUGCUGUCAUGUGGUUUCCUAUCUGUGGAUGCUUUGUUUACAUACUUGUGGACAAUGCAACUGGCUCUAUGGAACUGGGGUCUUACGUAUUUAUCAUAGCGCUAAUGUGCGCUAUGGGAAAUGGCUGCGUAAAUCCGAUACUGUAUGGUGUGAUGAACGAACGCUUGAAAUUGAUAUUGCUUUCGUGUUGCUUAAGUAAAUGUGACUCUGAGGAUAACUCGAAUCGUAUUCAAAGCAUCGCUAUUAAGCAUAUUCCGAAUGCACCACACAGGAUUCAAACUAUCCAAGAAGAUUCUGAGGGUCCAACCGAUACCCACUAA